Lucilia cuprina (Australian sheep blowfly) is the source of this 5756-nucleotide messenger RNA. RefSeq names its product jmjC domain-containing histone demethylation protein 1 (gene Kdm2). The transcript has 5 exons. Gene Ontology annotation, biological process: protein demethylation; regulation of transcription by RNA polymerase II. NCBI's taxonomy places the organism in Eukaryota, Metazoa, Arthropoda, Insecta, Diptera, Calliphoridae. Gene Ontology annotation, molecular function: DNA binding; transcription coregulator activity; histone demethylase activity. Bases 1226 to 5041 code for a protein of 1271 amino acids. The record is from RefSeq and is a predicted model, not a curated record.
UAUCAUGUACCAAAUUUCAUUGAAUUAUCUUUAAAAUUUUGACCUGUAGUUUGAUUACAAGGUUUACAUGUACGGAAGGCUAAAUCGACUCAGAAAAUUAUUUUGAGCCGAUAGGUAUACUUUAAUACCUAUAUAUGGGUAUAGGACCAAUAUUAUUGUGCGUUACAAAUAUCAGCACAGAACAAAUACAAAGUGAAUCAACUUUUCGUGUAACACAAAAAAAUAUACAAAUGUAAUUUCAUUUUACUUUUUCAUUAGAUUUUACGUGUGAUCGUGUGGAGUGCCCUUGAUUGCGACAAAAGUUGUUGAUUUAUAGAAUCCAAAUAGAAAUGGAUUUAUAACUUAAGUACAGAAAAAAGAGGCCCCUGCAUUACAAAGAUUACAAAAAUCGUAACUGUUUUAAUAAUUCAGAAAAUCGAGCCAUUUAAGGAAUGAAUGUAUUAAGUAUUACAAAAAAAGGAAUACAUUUACACAUAAAACAGCUGGGUUUUGCUGUAAAUUUAUUUGUCAUCCCUUUCGUACACGUAUAGAGAAAAACUUAAGAGUCCUUCCUUGUUGUGAGCAUUUGAGUUUGUUCUUCGGUAGUGUGUGUGUGUGUAUUUUUAAAUGAAACAAUGUGAAAACGGUCUGAUACUAAAAUACACAGUACAAAAAGAGAUAUUGUACAACAAUAAAUUCAGUUUAUUCAGACGCUUCGUUAGAUAUAGACUUGUGUUGUGUGUUUGCUCUAUUAAAUAGCUCUGCUUACGAUAUUUUUGUAUUCGGGUCGUAACCAUUUUUGUAAAAUAGAAAGAAACAACAACAAAAAAAAACAACCAUCACUUACUAACCGACCUGCGGUAAUGAUAAACGCGAUAAUAGUUUUAACGUUUUAACUAUAAUAAAAAUUUUAAUUUAAACAAAAAAAAAAAAUAAUACAAAUAAAACAUAAAGCCAAUCUGUGUGUCAGUUUGUUUGACUUUUCUAAUAUAAACAUUGGAUCGGUAUAUCUACAUACACACAUACAUGUACAUACAUAUGUAUGUAGAUAUGUUCUCUGUAUAAAGAUACCACAGCAAACAUCAUUAUUUUUACCUUUUAUGCAAAGAAUUUCAAAAUAAAUGUGAUUUUUUUAAAAAAACACAAAAAAAUAAAACAUAAAAGUAAAAGAAACAAGUUAAACUUCUCUCAAAAAUAACAAGUACUUAAAACGUAACAAAAAAAGAAGUAAAUUCAAACUGUGGCGAUGUCCGAAUCAACGGAAUCGCCAGGAAAACAACAAAAGGCAACGCAACGACGCCAGUUGCGUGAACGAAAGGAACGUAAACAAUAUUUAGAAGAAUGGGGCUUAGGUGAUGAGGAUUUGGAGGGUGCAAGAGGUUUUAGUGUUGCUGAAAAGCUGGAAUCAGCUAAAUUUGCACAAACUGGAAUGGUACGCGAAAUGCGUGGUAGUGAUUUAAAUGUCGCUUUCUUGCAACAGUAUGGCUUUAAUAUACCACUAUUAUUUCGCGACAAAACUGGUUUGGGCUUACGUAUGCCAGAUCCUAAUGAGUUUACAAUAAACGAUGUACGUUUAUGUGUUGGUUCACGUCGCAUACUAGAUGUUAUGGAUGUUAAUACACAGAAAAAUCUACAAAUGACCAUGAAAGAAUGGCAACAGUAUUAUGAUAAUCCACAAAAAGAUCGUUUACUUAACGUUAUAUCGUUGGAAUUUUCUCAUACGCGUCUCGAUAGCUACAUACAAAGUCCCGAUAUUGUUAGACAAAUCGAUUGGGUUGAUGUUGUGUGGCCUAAAAGUCUGAAGGAUGCUCAAAGGGAGGGUACAAAUCUUUUGGGUAAUAUGAUGUAUCCAAAAGUUCAAAAGUAUUGCCUGAUGUCGGUUAAGAACUGUUAUACAGAUUUUCACAUUGAUUUCGGUGGUACAUCUGUGUGGUAUCACAUACUAAAGGGCAGCAAAGUAUUUUGGUUAAUACCUCCAACUGAAAAGAAUUUACAGCUAUAUGAAAAAUGGGUUUUAUCGGGCAAACAAGCCGAUAUUUUCUUUGGUGAUACGGUGGAAAAGUGUGCUCGUGUAUAUCUAACGGCUGGCAAUACAUUCUUUAUACCCACUGGUUGGAUACAUGCUGUGUAUACACCAACUGACUCUUUAGUAUUUGGUGGAAAUUUCUUGCAUUCUUUCGGCAUUGUUAAGCAAUUGAAAACGGCACAGGUUGAAGAUGCCACAAAGGUACCGCAAAAGUUUCGUUAUCCCUUCUUUACGGAAAUGUUAUGGUAUGUUUUGGCACGCUACGUUUACGUACUGCUAGGGCAUUCACAUUUGGAGGGGGAACCAUCUAUUGAUGAGAAUGAAAUGGCCUCAAGACCUCACAUUCACCUUACCCAUUAUGAGCUGUUUGGUCUUAAAGAAAUUGUCAUGUAUUUAUAUGAUUUACCACCGAAUAAAAAGAAUGUCCCCGAACUGGUACGUGAUCCGGUAGCAUUAAUAAAGGACGUACGCACCUUGGUAGAGAGACAUUGUAAAGAUAAACCCGACAUGGCCAUAACUGGUGAAUCUGUGUUAAAACCUCCCGGCUUAAUGCAUCCCAUAUUUCAAGAGUAUGAUCGUGCACGUGUAAAGCAAGAAAUUAAACAAGAGAUAGCCAGAAAAAAUGCCGAAAUUAUACGGGAACAACAGCAAAUGAAUCGAGAACAGCAGGCUGCAGAUUCCUUAAAUACCACUCCCACCACACAUUUAGCAUUUAGCGGUACAACAACAGUAACCACAGAUAAUGGUAUCACCAUUAAAAAGGAACCUAUAGAAAAUGGUAAUAUCCAACCGUCAGUACAACAGCAACAGGAGCAGCAGCAGCAACAACAACAACAACAACAGCAACAGCCUACAUUUGUUUCGCCCACAGAUAAUAUUAAAUAUCGACCUCCAAAGAAAAUGCAUUUGGCUAAUGCUGUGGCAGCUGCUGCCAACAAUAAUAUCAACAAUAACAACAACACCAACAAUAACAAUGCCGUUAGCGUCAUAGCAUCUUGUUCUAGUUACAAUUCUGUACACACACAAAUUCUGCCUCCUAUACAAACAUCACAUGCUCCCAGCAGCAGUUCAACUGAUAAUUGUCAUUCUCCUGGCGAAUCAUCAAAGAUAUCACCAAAUGUUACCGGCUUAGGUCAACCACGUCGAAGACGCACCCGUUGUAAAAAUUGUGCUGCUUGUCAAAGAUCCGAUUGUGGUGAAUGCAGCUUCUGUUUAGAUAUGGUCAAAUUUGGUGGACCCGGUAGAGCUAAACAAACAUGCAUGAUGCGUCAAUGCUUGUCACCCAUGCUACCCGUUACAGCUCAAUGUGUAUUUUGUCAUUUAGAUGGUUGGCGCCAAACGCCCGUUUCACCACAAACUAAACAAUUAGCCUCCAUAGAUGGUCCAUCAUCAUUGAUGGAAUGUUCGGUUUGCUAUGAAAUUGCUCAUCCAGAUUGUGCCCUCUCCUCCCUAGAUGGUACCGAAUAUGCAGCCGAUGCUAAGGGUAUAGUUAAUGAGGAUUUGCCAAACAGUUGGGAAUGUCCCAGUUGUUGUAAAUCGGGGAAAAAUAAUGAUUAUAAGCCUCGUCAUUUUCGUGCUCGUCAAAAAUCUUCUGAAGUUCGCAGAGUUUCGGUGGGAGGUGUUAAUAUAGGCAACAGUGGUGAACAUUUGGAUGGUCAUUUAUCAACAAAUAUACCGCAAUACAAUGAAUUUGUAUUCACCAGUGAAUCGGAAAUGGAAACAAGCUCCACUAAUACCAACAACUGGAAACAUGGUAUUAAACGUCAUAUACCUUUGGAUGUGAAAACCGAACGAAACUAUGAUACUCCUUCGCCCGGCAUAUCCCCAACGGCUGGCGAUAAAGUUAAACGACGUAAAAGUGAUGAUGGUUUAAGUAUGUGCAGCAGCAUGCAAGAUAGCAUAGAUGCCAAUGCUUCCAUUGAUUGCAAUAUAACUGGUAUUGGAGGUGGUGCAGGUGGCGGCGGUGCGACAGGAGGACAAGGUUCACGUAAAAAGAAUUCAAUAAGAUCUCAACUAGCUCAACAAAUGUUGAAUUCUUCGACAAGGGUUCUCAAAAAACCAUCAUAUGUUGUUAGACCGGGUGGUCACUCGGGCUACGGCAGUAGUCAUGCAGCUCCAAAUUUGGCUUUAGAUGCGACACUUUUGAAAAUUAUAUUCCGCUAUUUACCACAAGAAACUUUGGUAACCUGUUGUUCGGUUUGUAAGGUGUGGUCGAAUGUUGCCGUAGAUCCGGAUUUGUGGAAAACAAUGAACUGUGCUGAAAUGAAACUAUCUGCUUCGCUUCUAACCGCCAUUGUUAGACGACAACCGGAACAUUUAAUCUUAGAUUGGACUCAAAUCGCUAAAAGACAAUUGGCUUGGGUUAUAGCUCGUCUACCGGCGCUCAAGAAUCUCUCUCUACAAAAUUGUCCCAUACAAGCUGUUUUAGCUUUACACACCUGCCUUUGCCCUCCUCUACAAAUACUAGAUUUAAGUUUUGUGCGUGGUCUUAAUGAUGCGGCCAUACGCGAUAUUCUAUCACCGCCCAAAGACUCAAGACCCGGUCUAACCGAUUCAAAAACCCGUUUAAGAGAUUUAAAAACCUUAAGAAUAGCUGGCACCGAUAUUUCCGAUGUAGCAUUGCGCUAUAUAACACAGUCAUUACCACAUUUAAUACAUUUAGAUGUAUCUUCUUGCCAGCGUAUAACCGAUGCUGGUGUGGCUCAAAUAGGUACUUCACCAACGGCCAUUGCAAAUUUGGUAGAAUUAAAUUUAAGUGCUUGCCGUUUGGUAUCCGAACUAUCAUUGGAUCAUUUAGCUAAAUGUGAUCAAUUGGUGUGGUUAGAUCUGAGGCAUGUACCGCAAGUAUCAACACAGGCAGUUAUAAAAUUUGCUGCCAAAUCGAAACAUGAUUUGUGUGUUAAAGAUAUAAAACUAGUUGAAAAGCGCAAAAUACCUCAAACGCCACUUUCUUCGGGAGGCGCUAGCAGCACAUUCUCCACCUCAACGACACCCAUUUCAUCAGCUGCUGGUUCAGCAAGUAUUUGGAAUGAAUAAAAUCUAUCUAAUGCAAUAUAAAUCUUAAUAAGGCACCGUGUUUUUUUGAAUUAAAUUUAAAGAAAUAACCAAAGAUUUUAAAACAUUUUAAAGAAUUUCAUUCAUCAGUUGUAGUUGUAUAAAGGAUAAAAUUUAACAAAACACAUACAUACACACAAAAUACGCAAAUUAUCGAAUAGAUAUAAAAAAGUAUGAUGUACUAUAUCUUUAUGAAAAAGCAUUCCCCUUUUAUGAUCUUUUAAAUAGCUUUAACAUUUAAGCUCAGUUAAAAUUAUUAAAAAUUUAACAAACACACACAAACAUUAAAACAAUACAGAAAAAAAACAUAUAACAAAUUGCAAAUAUAUAAAUAUAUAUUUAUAAUAAUUAUUAUUAUAAAUUCUAAAGUUAACGAUAAUAUUACUAUAAUAUUUAUCGUAACACUUUUUGUUCUCCUCAAUUGUAAUUAAGUUAUAUUAUAAAACAAAAUGAAUAAACAUUAAAAAAAUAUAAAAAAAAUAAAACAUUCGCACAUUUUUAGUGUCAUAUUUGAAAUUUUAUAAAUUUUAAAUUAUCAUGCAACUCAAAUAAUGUACCAUAUAGGUAUGUAGUAUUAACUAAAAAGAAAAUUAAGUAAUAUAUACAUACAGACAGAUGCAAUUAUAAGAAUUAUUUGAAAAAUAAAUAAAAAAAAAUAAUCAUAUACAUGCAUACAUAAAUAAAAGUAUAAAUAAAA